Molecule: messenger RNA, 2043 nt
Organism: Chironomus riparius
Lineage: Eukaryota; Metazoa; Arthropoda; Insecta; Diptera; Chironomidae
Source: the annotation of a GenBank genome assembly
AUGGUAAAUGACGUGAAAAAGAGAACUAAAACAGCAUCAACAUCAUCACCAACCAAGCCUCCAGUUGUUCCACUAUCAAAAGAGGAGAUUUACAAUAAUGUAAUUUCGUUUGAGGAAAGUGAAGAAAGCCGGUUUAAGCGUGAUCAUUUUAAGGAAUGCUUUAAUGAGCUAAAUAAGAUCAUUGAAGAUGUUAAAGCAUUAAAAGGACUCAAAACUGAUGAGGCAAAAAAGAGGAUAGCUGAGAAGAGAAUUCAAGGAUCAAUGGUAAUUGUUAAAUUAAAGAAAUUGAAUAGGCUGGAUAAGUUGCGUUUACAUGGUCAUCGAGAAACACUUCAAAAGGAAAAGUUGCAAGCAGACAGCAAUCGACUCAAAUUACAAAACUUAAUUUACGAGGCAAAUCAUUUAAAAAAGGAAAUCAACAAGUGCUUCUCGUUUAAAAGUGAAGAUGAAGAUAUUGAGUUAGUUCCAGUUGAAGAGUUCUUAGAAAAAGCUCCAGAAAUAUUAAAAGGUGCCGAAACUAUCGAAGAUGAGCACACGAUGAGAAAGGCACGUCUCCAGUUUGAGUUGCAGCAACGAAAGGAAUAUUCUAAACAGUGCAAGGAUCUUGAAAAAGAUAAGGAAGAUGUGGCUGAAAAAACUGUCGAAGUCAAAAAGAAUUUAAAUUCAAUUUAUCCAUGCUUACAAGAAGUUUUGAAGACAACACGACCAAUUCAGCAGAUCCUUAAUAUGCCAUUUGAAAAGGAAUGGGAAAUUCAAAAAUUAAUUAGACUUUUACCUCAGCCAUUAUACCUAGCAUACACGAAACUUUGUGCUUACUCUGAAGUUAUUGAUAAAAGGCUUUCAGUCUCAAUUGAAGGCGACGAGGAAGAAGCAAAGAUCAUUGAAAUGGAAAGGAAACAAAUGAAGGACCGAGCUGCAUCUGACGUAGAAGAUUCAGACAACGAAGUAGAUGAAAAUGACUUUGAUGAAGGCAUGAAUCAUCGAAAAAUUAAGCGACGACAAUCACAAAUUGAAAAUCUAAAGCAAAAACGUCUGGAUUUGUUUAAGCAUCAUCCAUUAAGUGUCAAAUUUAAUAUAAGCAUGAAAGAUAUCGAAGAAACAUUUUCUGUGAUCCUUAAUUAUCUUCCUGCACUCGGAUUUAUAACAGUUCAAGGAAAAUUCAAUAUAGAUUCUAAUGGAUCUGUUGCAGCUGCUGACAUUAUCACACAGGAACGCAUUUUAAGUAGCUUAUAUGCUGAUGAUUUUGCAGAAGGAAGUCCAAAUCCGAAAACCAUUUUCCAGCUUCAAAAUGUUCAAUUGAAUCCAAAUGAUUUAGAUAAAGCAUUAAAUGAGAAGAAGCUAGGUAAGCCAUUUAAAUGGGCGCAAAAUCUAUGUGGAAUCAGCUUUACUGAGCAUUUAAAUAUCGAUCAAUCACAAAAAUUGUGCGAAGAAACUGUCCCAGAUUUAAUCAGACAAAUAAGACGUAAAUUGAGAGCCAGAAUCAGUCUUUACAAUCAAAUCAAACUUCUUGAAAAUGGAAAAAUUAAGGAUAAGAUUUCAGUUCGUGUCUCUUGCAUCCUUCAACUUUUUGUCUCAAUAUCUUAUCCUGAAUAUUGCGUAGAGAUAUGCACAAAACGGUUCGUUCAAGAAGGAAUUGUUAAUCCUAAUGAUGUGUUUUAUCGUGCUGUAAUUACACGUGGUUCUGCAAAACUUGAAUGCUACAUUUGCAUUCCAUCCAAUUUCCCAUCGGACUAUCCUAUUUUUGCUGUCGAUUUGAGCUGGAAUGAUUUUAAAUAUAAUGCAGAAACAUCAGCACAUACACGAGAAAUUGAAAACUUGAUAAAUAAUUUUGAGGUGAAGAGUAACGAAGAGCUGCUUAUGGAACAACUUCAUCGAACAAUGACAUCAUUUGACAUAUUUUUGGAAACUGAAUCGAGUCAACAUGAAAAUCCCGAAUUUCAACAGGAAAAACGUCAUUCUUAUGGUUUUCAAGGAAAGGAACGUUCCCGACCAUACAAUCCAAAACGAAACUUGACUUUAUUCUCAUCAGGUUCUUACAAUUAA